UAUUUGACUGGCCGGCAAAGCGAUAGACUUGUUGUUCUUUUAAGCGCAAAACCCAGUAUCGAAAAGCCAAAAUUAUUAGGGAUUCCACUUAUCCAGCUUUCAACAGGCUCACAGCAGUCUUCAGCUGUAAUUGAUACGUGAAAUAGCUGGAAGUGUUUAACCCUUUUAAUAAGAAUGGUGUUCGAUACAACGUCGUCCAAUACGGGAAAACAUGCCGGCUCUUGCAUCAGUCUAGAAUCGGCACUAGGUCGUUCUAUAAUGUGGUUAGCGUGUAGACACCAUGUCUAUGAAAUACAUGUGAAGCAUGUAUCUGAUCACAUCAAUGGUGCCAGGAACAGUCCCUCAGAUUCACUAUGUGUACGAUUCCAAAAAGACUUUAACAGUCUUGAUAAAUCGACGGAGGACUUGGAAAUGCUAGAUCAUAGUGAACUAAGCAACGACUUGGAAAAUUUGGCCAGUUCUGUAAUCGAGUGGGGUACUAGGAUACUCGAAGAAGACGUAUUUUCUCGAAGCGACUAUAAAGAGCUGCUUGAACUAACUUUGGUCUACUUGGGCGGUGUUGUCUUUCCAUUUAGUUUUCACAAACCAGGUUGA
Molecule: messenger RNA, 594 nt
Organism: Daphnia pulicaria
Lineage: Eukaryota; Metazoa; Arthropoda; Branchiopoda; Diplostraca; Daphniidae
Exons: 2
Coding region: 175-594 (139 amino acids)
Source: RefSeq, a predicted model, not a curated record